Molecule: messenger RNA, 5950 nt
Organism: Panthera uncia (snow leopard)
Lineage: Eukaryota; Metazoa; Chordata; Mammalia; Carnivora; Felidae
Gene: CHM
Product: CHM Rab escort protein
Exons: 3
Coding region: 1714-2211 (165 amino acids)
Biological process (GO): intracellular protein transport; vesicle-mediated transport; protein geranylgeranylation
Cellular component (GO): Rab-protein geranylgeranyltransferase complex; cytoplasm; cytosol
Molecular function (GO): GDP-dissociation inhibitor activity
Source: RefSeq, a predicted model, not a curated record
UAGUAUUUCUAAGAAUGGCUAUAAAACUCAUUAAGUACAAGAUGAUAAUCUGACUUGACUUAGAAAUUUUUGCUAGCACUCCCUGAAUUCUGAUAAUUGUUAGGAAACAUAAGGAUGUAAUUAUUCCAGUAUAUAUUUCCUUUAGAUAUCCUGUUUAACAGAACCAGUAGUUUACCAUUAAGAUAUUCAAAUAUAUUUUUUAUUUAUAUUUAUGUUCAUCUGCUUUCUCCCUAGUACACAUUUAUUGAAUAGGAAAGAACUGGAAAAUUGAGAACUUUGGCCUGGAUAUUGGUAUUUCAUGAGACAGGACAGUUUCUCUUGAGUUUUAUCAUGGAUUUCUACCUUUGUAGUUCUACACCCCAUUUAAUUCAGUAAUUACGUAGGGAGUUUAAAUUCCCUUCCCACCAAAGUUAUAUGGCAUUUGAAAAAUUUUAGUUAAUUAGGAAUAAUUUUGUUGUAAAGAUUAUUAUACCUUUUGAAAUUAUUAGUACCAUACAUCCUGGAAUACCCCAGAAUCAAUGGGAACCAUUGUUACAGUCAUGUAAAAACAUUACCUACAUAAAACAGAAACCUUCUUAGAAUAUCACUUUUUUUGGUGGACCUAAAAAAAAAAAAAACAUUUGAUUUUACCUCACAUGGUUAUUAAGAGUCCUCAAUUUAUGCUUAGAUAUAUUUUUUAAUAGUUGAAUGUGGAAUGAAUUUUAAUCAUGAGAACCCACUUCUGAUAUUGACUUCAAUGAUAAGCUUUGAACUGUCUUCCUGGGGUUUAAAAAAAAAAGUCUACUAGUCUAAACUUUCAGAAAAGAAGUGGGUGUAUUUUUCUACUGGUGUUUUAGGGGAAAAAAAUUCUUAGUACUUAUACCAUUAUCUAAUAUAGUCUUCCUGCUAUUCUAUCCUGUCCCAAGCCCUUUCCUUGACCAUAAGAAUUUCUUCCAUUUAGGGAUCCCCUUAGUCCUUUCUUUCAGUAUACAGAACUUUUUGUCCCUCCUUUAUGUUUGUUGUUGGCCUUUAGUGAUUCUAAAUGUAUUAGGCUACAGUGCUUUACUUCUAUGAAGGGCCUUUUUUGUGCAUGAUAUUCUCUAAUGCAAACUUUCUCCGAGGCCCAGGCCCCAUGAAUCUGUAAAUGCAAAAGGAAAGUGAUUUGGAAUUUCUGAAAAUACUAUAUACUGCUUUAACUUGUGCCAUUUUAUGGACUUUCAACUAUAUGUAUCACUCUAAGCCAAUAGUGUUCCACCAAAAGGUUUCUUAGAGAACCCUAUAAUGAAUAGAUGAUAUGUUAACUUAUCAGUAAAGUUUGUAUAAAUGAAUUUUUCUGUCGAAAAAUAUGAACUGUAUUCUGUAAGUAAAUAAAUACUCCAUUUUCAGUCUUAUUUACAUAGUUAUUUUGCUUAGCAAUCCUUUAUCCAACUUCUUUGGGAAUGUUAUAAGGAUAAGUUAAGCUCUUUCUAUGAAUAAAUGGUUUCCUAGGCUUUUCUACUCUGCUAGUUUUACAAACUGGUCCAUCAACUAUUACUUCUUCUUGGGUCUUAGUGUGCUCUUAGUUAUUAGUUAACACAUUAUUAGGUGUUAACACAUAUAGCAUAUUGUUAUGGUUUUUACUUAUUUCCCAUCACUAGAUUAUAAACUCCUUAAAGGCAGGAGGCAUGACUUGCUCAGCUCUCCAUUUCCUGUGGCACCAGCUUAGUGCUUUGAAAAUGAGUAUUACACAGUGAAAUGUGUGUAGGCAGGAACUCAAAAUAUUAUUUUUUUUUAAAAACAGAUUUGGUUCAUUUGACUUGUACAUCUUCUAAAACAGCAAGAGAAGAUUUAGAACCAGUUGUGCAGAAAUUGUUUACUCCAUAUACCGAAACGGAGAUAGAAAAUGAAGAAGAUGAGAAACCAAGACUUUUGUGGGCUCUUUACUUCAAUAUGAGAGAUUCUUCAGAUGUCAGCAGGAACUCUUAUAAUGAUUUACCAUCCAACAUUUAUGUCUGCUCUGGCCCAGACUGUGGUUUAGGAAAUGAUAAUGCGGUCAAACAGGCUGAAACACUUUUCCAGCAAAUCUGCCCCAACGAAGACUUCUGUCCACCCCCACCAAAUCCUGAAGACAUUGUCAUUGAUGGGGACAGUUUACAAUCAGAGGCUUCAGAAUCUAGUUUCAUACCAGAAGCGAACUCAGAGACUCCCCAGGAAAGCAGAAGUCUGGGAAACCCAGAGCAGUCCUCUCAAUAAUGGAUAUACACCAAACUAUACACGCACUUUGAAAAUUCCUCCUGGCCUCAGAGUCUUUUUCAUGGAAGAAAUGUUUGAAAAAUGUUAGAAAACAGCAGCCAGUUGACAUACAUUAUUACCAAGAAAACAGGGCAUAGAAAUCCAAAAGGGGAUUUUCCUGAAAGAGGACAUUGCAAGAGCACAAAAUACUUGUAAACCACAUUGGCUUGCCUACUUUAAGAUAAUACACCUGUGGAAUAAGCAGAUGAAUAUAAAUGGAUUGAUUUCCAGGAAUAUAGCUGUGGAUAUGAAAGUGAUCCUAUGCAUUGUUAAUAAUUCUGUGGUAUUAGGAAAGCUUUUGCUUAUCACUUUGGAUCUUUGAUUGAAAUCCACAUCUUCAGAAUCCAGUCACAUAUUUCCUGUGAUUAUUUUAAUUCUAUUUUCUUUAUGGAUAUAAGCAUGAUGGCACCAAUGAUAAAAGCACAUGUAAAUGUAAUUGAGGAGAGCUAAAAUAUCCUGAUAUAGGCAGGAGCCUGUUUGGAAUAGAGGUUUGGUUUGUUUUCUAUCUUGAGAAUUACUGAAAACUCCAAUAUUAGGGUAUACAUUUUUACAAACAAAUCAUGAGUCCAUUUACUCAACAUUUUUUAAUGUUAGUAGUGCUAUUUGUAUGUGAAUCAUUUGCACACUAGGAAAGCUUAUAGGACUGAAGUCAUGGAAAGAAAGAUUUGGAUAUUCUCAUCAGUAUGUGGAAAUUCUGUCUAGUCAAGUAAUGAGAACCUAAUUGUAUAUGGACCCAGUUUAGUCCUAGCUAUACUACUGAUGAGAUUAGACAAAUUGUUUAUUUUGUCUAAAAAUAGGGCUCACUUUCUCCAUAUGUAAGAUAGAAAUAGUAACACUCUCCCUACCUUAGGAGGAUGAUUUUGAAGAUAAAUGCAGUGCAAACCUUAAAAUGAUUUUUGGGGGUUGGGGGGAAUGUUGUUUUCCCCUUGACUUGAAGGUGAAUAUCAAAAAUCUCAUGCAGCAAAUUGUUUGCUGUCAACUCCCCCAACACAGUAGAUCACAGUGUUUUUAUUGCAUUAAGCUUUUAAAAUAAAACUAUUUCCUAAAUUAGUAUUUUAUAGUCUAUAGACCAUAAAACAUAGUAACAUGGAAUUUUGGUUUUGAAUCUUAAUAAGGAAAGCACUGUAUAAAUUAUUCAUAUUCCUUUUCUGGUAGGUAAACCUAAAACCACUAAAGACUCAAUACAAUAUGACAAUUGGUAAACCCUAAUAUACACUUAACAUAAAAAUGUUAGGGUUGUACAUAGCCAGCAAACUUAGUUACAAUGACCAUGACAAUUUAAAAUUUUUCCAGAUGCCAAGCUCUGAUGAUGUGCUUUAUUUGAGCAAUAGUUUAGACUUAAUUUGUUUCAAUAAUUAAAUACAUAAAAUGUUUAUUGUGCAUUCUGGCCUAUAUUGCCAAUCAGAGAGCCAUAGCUAUAGUAGAAAUCAUGUAGUUCUUACUUCAGUUGCAGUGGGGCUAUGAGCUCUUCAGGUCACAGACUCCUAAGAAAUGGAAAGAACCAAGGAAUGUAGCCCUUGCCUCACCUUUCCAAUCCCCUGUAGAUACAACUGAAUCCAGGUGAAAGGAAAACCUUCCCAGCCUCUCAGGCUGCUCUUAACUGCUCUGCCCAUUGUACAGCCCAUCUCCUAUCUCUUUGGACCCUUCUGUGUCUCUCUUCCCCUUUUAUAUUAUCAUACAAAUCAGGGAUAGUGGAAUCACAUUAUAAUAUAUUUUGUUAAUAGAUUCAGAUCUUAAAUCAUGUUUCCCAAAACCCAACUUAUGCCAUGGUCUAAAUGCACAAUACAUACCUAGAAGCACCAGGUAUUGGCCCUGCCCCUCAAUACCAGCAAUAUGAAAGGUCCCACUGUAUAAAAGUAUUGAGUCUGAAUACACUGGCACCAAUUAAAAUACUGUACUUUGUUACAGUCUAAGAGUUAAGGCCUCUUGAAUGCAGCAUACAUAUUUAUGUAAACAAUCAGAGUAGGCUCAGAAUAAUAACUAGAAAAUUACGAUAGCUUUACUGCAGCUAUCUAUAUGUAGACAAGGAGAUAUUUUGUGGUCUCAUGGCCCCACCCAUAUUGUACCCUAUUUUAUCCAUUAGCCAUCCUCAUAAUCUCUUCCAGGUUAUUUAUUAAAUACUAUUGAAAUAUUUAAAAGUUCCUAAAUAUGAUUAGUGGUGACUAAAAUAUUACACAACCAUUUAAAACAUUUUAAUAGAGAAUCUUAAAUAUUUCCUGUUGCCUCAGAAUGUAAUAGAAAUUAUUCUAAGAGCUUUCUUUUCAGCUGUCUUAAGUACUGCAAAUAAAUUUUUUUAUAGUUUUAAAACAGAAAAAACUUUUUGGUUUUGUUGUAGAAUCAUAAGCCUGAAGUUAUAUAAAUAAAGUUAACAUGUUGUAUGCAAUACAGAAGUUUCAGUAGCUAAUUUAAAAUGCUGAACAUUAUUGUCAAAGAAUUUUGAUUCAUAUGUUUAAAAUGUUUAGUUAUGCAUGCUUUUUUAACCAAACAUGGUAAUACCACUCAGUUUAGUGAUUAUGAAAGCCAAUUACCCUGUGUUGCUACUGUGUCUUUGUCUGGUUGGUAUGCCUAUCCAGAAAAGCAGAUAGGUAGGUAGGUAGGUAGAUAGGUAGAUAGAUACUAUAAAUUUAGGUAUUUUUCUAUAGGAAAACUGAAUUACAAUUUUUCCCAUCUCCAGUGAUACUUAGUUGCCUGUAGUAAAAUGGCCACGUUAAUAGUUAACUUCUAGAAUGGUAGUUUCUGAGAUUGGCAGCCUUUUAUCUAAAAUAAUGACCAUGCUAAUGAUUAACUUCUGUCACAGCUGUACUUACCAAAAAGGCAGCCCUUUGUCUAAAGUCCUAAAGAUCUCAAAAAAUUUUGUUGAAAUUUGCUAAGUAGUAUUGAUCCUUCAAAGCAAUAAUUAAAUAAUUUUCUUACAAGUAAGUUAUUUACUGCUAUUGGUAUUGAGUGAUCUAUCUCUACUCCUGGGCAAUUUUCUUAUAUGCACUUCAAAAGCAUAAAUAUGAUUAUUCAUAAUUUUCACACAGUAACAGUAAAGUUUUCAGAGGAAGUAAAAUCUGUUUUGAUGCCUUUCAGGCAUGGUUUCCUAGUUUUCAACAUUAAAAUUUUGCGUGUAUGCCAAGAAAUUAAAGAUCGUCUUGGAACUGAUUUGUUGGUAUCAGUCUACUAUUUAAGCAAUUAAUUAUCCAGCUGUAUACUUGGUUUUGUUUCUAAGCACUUGAGAAAGGCAAUCAAAUGAUACAUGGGUUGAUUUACUUAGCAAAUUGUUCUAGAUGCCAGCAUCAGACCUCAUUCUGUUUGAAAUCAGUGCUGUGAGGCAUGAACUAUGGUUUUAUAGUACAUUGAUUGCCUACAAACUGUUUUCACAUCUCACUUAGUAUAUGAGAAUAUGAAUUGUUUUUUAUAUUUACUUGGUGAAUGAGAACAUGAAAUGUUUUUCUCUAUGGUGGUUGAAUCCCUAACAACUUACUUGAAAUAGAUAAGAGACUGCUGAUGUUCUUUUUACAGAAAUCAUUCAGUGAACUAUGAUUUGCUCUUGAAUCAAAUAAUUAAAGCAGAGUGACAUUUUCUGUCAAUUCCAGGUAUUUUCCUAAAGCGUGUUAGAUAGAAUGCAUUCAAAAGAUAACAGGAGUCUUUCAAAGCUGACAAUUUAUCUGUGAGAUGAUCCAUAAAUUUAAGAAAAAUAAGGUUAAUUUAAUUUUUA